AUGCAAUCAAAUCUUAUAAAUUUAUUUAAUGGUAUAAUUAAAAGAGAAAUAAAUGUUUUUAAUGAUGUUGUAGUUGUUGAUGAUGUUGUUGAAAAAAAAGAUACAGAAAUGACUGAUGAUAGUACUCCGUCAUUAGAUAAUGAAGAUCAAUCUACACCACCACAACCAUCACAACCAUCACAAAUACAACCAAAUAAACUAUUAUUCAAUAAAGAUAGUUUACUUAAAGAAAUUCAAAAAAUAUAUCCAAACAUAAAAGACCCAAUUCAAAUAGAGAUUAAAACUUCAAUUGAUUUAAAUAUUAGAAUUUUCUUUAAUAAUUUAAUAAAACAAAUAGAUAUAACUUAUGAAAAUAUAGAUCUUGCAAUAAAAUUGGCAUAUUCAUUUGUUGAAUUGGGUAUAUUAGAUUCAAUUUUACCAUUACAACUUUCAGAGGAUCUUUUUGAAACGAAAACUAUUAGUAAAUGUUUAGAUUUAUUUGGUUUAUUAGAAUCUAGAGCUGAAAUCUUUUCACAAGAUCCAGAAAUUAUUAAAGGAAGAAAAAGAAAUUUAUUAUUAAAGAUAUGUAUUGAAUUAUUGAAAAGGGAAACCAACCCAGAUUCAUGUGGUCGUAUUUUAUUAUUUUUAGCAUAUGUUUUCCCAUUAUCUGAUCCAUCAGGUUUAAAUACAAAAGGUGAGCACAAUAUUCAUCCUGAAGAAGCUUUAGAUUUUCAAAAUGAUAUAAUGAAUAAUGUAAAUGGUAAUAAUAAUAACAAUGUAAAUAAUAGUGAAGAUACAACAACAACAUCAACAGCAGCAACAGCAACAGUAAUAACAACAACAAAUGGUAAUAAUGAUACAACAGUUGAUAGAAAUUUUUAUAGACAAUUUUGGGGAUUACAAACUGUUUUUCAAAAUCCUCAACAAGUUUUAUUGAAUACAACAGUAACAACUGGUGGAACUAUUACAAAUAUAACAUUAAAUAAAAUUAAAUGGGAAUCAUUCAUACAGUCAUUAGAGUUGGUUAUAGGAUCAUUUUCAACUCAUAUCAACUUGGAUGAACUUUCUCAAUCAUCCUCAAAUAACCCAUCUAAAAAACAUUAUUUCACAAAAUAUCUAACAAGUAGUAAUUUAAUGAAACUUCAACUUAAAGAUUCUAUCUUUAGAAAGAAUAUUUUAACUCAAAUUUUAAUAACUUUUCAAGCUUUAGAUUUAACAAAUCAAAAAUAUCCAACAAUUUUUAAUGAUUUACAAAAAAAUAUAAUUCAAGAAUUAACAAAUAAAUGUUUUAAAAUUUUAUCAAAUACAAAUCCAAAUGGUGAAUAUUUUUCAAAUUGUUUAUCAUCAAUAUUAAAGAGAGAGAAGAAUUGGAUCAUUUGGAAACGAGAUAAUCAAUGUAAACCAUUUGAAAGACCACCAUGUAGUCCAAUUGUUAAAAAGAAGAAAUUAUUUAGAAAGACAGCAUUGACAAAGAUAUCAUUAGGUAAUCAAGAGUUAUCUAGACUUUGGAAUCUUUCAGGUGCACCCAAUGAUAGAUCCUAUUUAAAGACUCAAAAUUCAGUUUCAUUAGAUUCAUUCAUUGAACCUUUGAAAAAGGAAACCAUUGAACAAGAAGAAAAAACAAAACAAGAAGCAUUGAAAUUGGAAAGAAGAAAAAAGAAUGAACAAAAGAGAUCUGAUGCUGAAAAAGCAAGAAGAAAAGAAUAUGAUGAAAAGAAAGCUGAAUUCUUAUUGGCAAAUCCAACUAAAAAAGAUAAAGAUUAUCAAGAGUAUGAAGAAUUACCUGCUGAAGUAGAUUCUGAUGAUUUAAGUGAUUUAGAUGAACCAAAAGAACUCUUACGUGAUAAUCCAGUUUACAUUUGGAAAACUUUAAGAUUAAUCUCUAGAAAGAGAUUAGAAUUAUUUAAAAAUCCAAAGUUUGAUGAUAUAAUUCAAAGUUUUAUUAAACCUACAAUAACUCAAUCACAAGCAGUAUCAACAGCUACACCACCACCAACAACAACUACAACUACCAGUACAACAGCACCACCAACCAUAACAACAGCAACAGCAACCACCUCACCACCACCACCUGUAACUCCUGUUGUUUCUACCACAACCACACCAACUCAAAUAGCCUCAACCUCUUCUCCUACAAUCGAAAAUUUAUCUCAAAAUGAAAAGAUUGAACAAAUCGCCUCAAAUACUCCUAUGGAGGAAUAA
This is a messenger RNA of Dictyostelium discoideum AX4, 2181 nucleotides long. RefSeq lists its product as hypothetical. The transcript has 4 exons. Lineage: Eukaryota; Evosea; Eumycetozoa; Dictyosteliales; Dictyosteliaceae. The record is from RefSeq and is a predicted model, not a curated record. The coding region runs from base 1 to 2181 and encodes 726 amino acids.